This is a messenger RNA of Caenorhabditis sp. 36 PRJEB53466, 746 nucleotides long. The record is from the annotation of a GenBank genome assembly. Lineage: Eukaryota; Metazoa; Nematoda; Chromadorea; Rhabditida; Rhabditidae.
AUGGAUUCCGACGAUUCCGACGAUUUUGAAAUCAAAGAGGAAUCCAAGACACCCGCGGACAAAGAAGAUGACAAAGAUGCGAACGGAAAGAGAGCGAGUGAAAAAAAUGCGAAGAUUUCGAUGACGAAAGGCGACAAUUAUACGAAGGUAAACAUUUUGUUUUUGAAAAAGUGGAAAAAUAUCAUUUUCAGCUGACGUUCACGCAGUGUAACCGGAUCAUUUUACAAAUUGAAAUAAAUCCCUGUCUCUGGAAUCUGCGAGAAAAGGACUACAAAGACGCGCCUUUGAAAAACGGUCUGUGGACCGACAUAGAGAAGUCGGUGGAGUUUCUCAAGAGAGACCGAGGUAUCACUUUUGAUUUUUCAGGCUGUACUUUGCGGAAAGUUUGGAACACGCUGGUGGCCGCAUAUCGAGUAGAACGAAAGGCAUCCAUGGAGCCAAGUGGGAGCUCGAGUGCAAAAGUCCAUCCUUCCUUCCCAUAUUAUCAAGAAAUGGCAUUUUUGGACAACGUAUACAGAGACAAAUCACCACCUCCUGUAAGUGAAAGAUUAGAAGGCCGACUGAAUCAGAAAUCCUUCAGAAUUCACAAUGAAACUCCUGGAUUCGUCCGUCGAGAUGUUGGUGUCGAUACUCCGAAAAGAAUGAAAAGAGAGAAGUGCGACCGGCGAACUGGAAGCGACGGCGCCGACGCCGAUUUGAAAUUAUUCAUGAAGGAAUCCCGCGAAGUUCUGAGAAGUUUUGGCUAG